Molecule: messenger RNA, 1719 nt
Organism: Penicillium daleae
Lineage: Eukaryota; Fungi; Ascomycota; Eurotiomycetes; Eurotiales; Aspergillaceae
Product: putative ceramide glucosyltransferase
Exons: 2
Coding region: 1-1719 (572 amino acids)
Biological process (GO): glucosylceramide biosynthetic process
Cellular component (GO): membrane
Molecular function (GO): ceramide glucosyltransferase activity
Source: RefSeq, a predicted model, not a curated record
AUGCUAGAGCCGGCCUCGUACCUCCUGGAACUGCCCAUCGGCGAUGGCGCAAUGCCCGUGUCCGUUGCGGCGGGCUGGGUUGGUUUAAUCUGGUAUAUCACUGUGCUGGUUGUCUGUGCCUUGGGAUAUUUUCAGAUUUGGCGAUAUUUCUUGCGACGACCCCGACGCUCGGCAUUGGCCGAGAACACUGACGCGCCUCAUGUCACGGCGAUUCGACCGGUGAAGGGUCUCGAGCCACAUCUGUACGACUGCCUUGCGGCCACCUUUCGCCAGGACUAUCCGCGUGACAAGCUCACCGUCUGUCUCUGCGUGGCCACGCGCGAUGACCCAGCCUACCCGACCCUUUGCAAGCUCCUUGCCGAUUUUCCAGAUGUCGAUGCGCGUGUUUAUGUCGAAGAGGCGGACCCAUUGUUGCAAGGCAGCGGCCCUGACGCCUACGCGCUUGGGCCUAAUCCAAAAAUUCGGAAUAUGAGCCGUGCGUACCGUGAAGCGAAAGGCGAUAUCAUUUGGAUCAUCGAUUGCAAUGUCUGGGUAGGAAAGGGUGUCUGUGGUCGCAUGGUGGACCGACUUUGCGGAACAGGGGCUACUUCAAGCAAGAAAUUCAAGUUUGUACACCAUCUGCCUGUCGCAGUGGACGUUACGGGCGAGAACAACUUGGGUGGAGAGCGACAAACGUUGUUAGAUGCCCGUCCAAAUGCCACUGUACCGAGGGCUGCAGACCUGUCUUUGACGUCGAGGCGACCAGAAGAUGGGUUCACGAGCGCCAUUGAAACGGGUGGUGGUCGUCUGGAGGAGCUGUUCCUUUCUUCGUCGCACGCUAAAAUGUACACGGCAAUUAACACGGUCCUCAUUGCCCCGUGCAUCGUAGGCAAGUCUAACAUGUUCCGUCGCUCACACCUGGACUACCUCACUGCUCCGGCCCCAGGAGAUCGCAACCAUCGACGCCCUGGCGUUGACUACUUCUCGGACAACAUCUGCGAGGACCAUCUGAUAGGUGACUUGCUUUGGCGCAAGAAGAUCCGGGAAGAGAAGGAACUCGGCGAGCGUUGGGGCAAACAUGCCAUGGUAUUUGGGGACCUAGCAAUCCAACCCGUGGCUAACAUGAGUAUAAGAGGAUACAUUGCUAGACGAGUGCGAUGGCUCCGGGUCCGCAAAUUCACUGUGCUCCUUGCAACCCUCGUCGAGCCCGGCACAGAGUCUUUUGUCUGCUCAAUCUACGGCGCCUGGGGCAUCACGACCGCGCUGGCCCCUUACCUCGAGCAGAAGGGAUACUCUUUUGCGACCGGCCUCGCUACCUGGACCUCAUUCUUCGCAAUCUUUGCGCUGAGCAUAGCAGUCUGGAUCCUUGUUGACUGGACCCUAUACAUCAAGCUGCACUCCGCAAAGUCUAUCGAGCUAGACGAGGAUACCCCGGUCUUUGCACGGCCUAAUCGCCAACCUUCUCAAGCCACGCGUCGACCAUUCCUGCAGUGGUUCGCCGCCUGGCUGGGCCGCGAACUCCUGGCAUUGCCUAUCUGGAUCAUAGCUGUCUAUGGUGGCGUCACGGUUGUCUGGCGAGAUCGGCGAUUCAAGGUUGGAUUUGACGCCAAGGUUCGCGAGAUUGACUCGGAGAGUGCGGCGCCAUCGGAGGGCUCAUACUCUACUGGGUCUGUUGUAGACUGGUUUCCUGUGUCACCGCAAAGCAACGGUGGAGUGACAGGGAAAGUCCGUCGUGACUGA